Molecule: messenger RNA, 647 nt
Organism: Periophthalmus magnuspinnatus
Lineage: Eukaryota; Metazoa; Chordata; Actinopteri; Gobiiformes; Gobiidae
Gene: ier3ip1
Product: immediate early response 3 interacting protein 1
Exons: 3
Coding region: 61-309 (82 amino acids)
Biological process (GO): endoplasmic reticulum to Golgi vesicle-mediated transport
Cellular component (GO): COPII-coated ER to Golgi transport vesicle; endoplasmic reticulum membrane; Golgi membrane
Source: RefSeq, a predicted model, not a curated record
UCGCUGGUUUACGGCAGGCGCUUCAUCGGGAGUGGCGGAGACAGGAGCAGAUUUGCCAGCAUGGCGUUUACAUUGUACACUCUGAUCCAAACCGCUAUUCUCUGCACUAAUGCUAUCGCCGUCCUGCACGAGGAGAGGUUUCUCAGUAAGAUCGGCUGGGGAGUGGACCAGGGAGUCGGAGGAUUUGGGGAUGACCCGGGAGUCAAAGCCCAAGUCCUGAAUCUAAUCCGCUCUGUCCGGACUGUCAUGAGAGUGCCUCUAAUUAUAGUGAAUUCUGUAUCCAUCGUUCUCUUGCUGCUGUUUGGUUGACAGCAGUACAAAAUGGAAGAUCUUAUUACCCAAGACAGCUGUCCAUUCGAUUACCUCAUGGAGCUAUGAACUUUGUGGGCACAAUACUGCACAUCUGUACCUAACGAACUAUGAAAUGUAUUUUGGACACUCUGGACUCUUGCUGUUGUCUUAGAAAUAAGAGUGAAAGAGUGAAAAGGGAACAAGAGUGUCUCACAGAACGGCUUAUUAUCCAGAUUUUGAAGGCAAACAUCGGAGUGACACAGUUAUGGAAAUGAGCAAUACUGUCAUACAUUUCCACAGUAUUUUACCUGUUUUGUUUUAUUUUUAUAACCAAAAUUAAACAUGUUUACAUUUAA